This is a messenger RNA of Emiliania huxleyi CCMP1516, 309 nucleotides long. RefSeq lists its product as hypothetical. The transcript is spliced from 2 exons. NCBI's taxonomy places the organism in Eukaryota, Haptophyta, Isochrysidales, Noelaerhabdaceae. The record is from RefSeq and is a predicted model, not a curated record. Bases 1 to 309 code for a protein of 102 amino acids.
AUGCACUUCAACCUGAAUAUGAGGACCAAGUUCAGAAAGCUGAAGCAGCAGUACUGCAUGCACAAGAAGCUGAGGGAGGAGGACUGCCGUUUCUCCUUUCGCGCCGUUCCCAUUGAGGGGGAGCACACGCCCGCGGUCCUCGGGAUGGUCCCGGUGCGGCGUGGGGAGGCUGGGGAGUGGUGGUGGGAGGUCAGCGAGCCCGUUCUGGUGGAGGGAGCUCUCGAGCCGCGGCUUUUUGUCGAGAGACGAGAGAAGACUCCCGAGCAAAACCGGCUGGCACGAAACGAAGAAACACCCAAAAACGCCUAA